Acanthochromis polyacanthus (spiny chromis) is the source of this 3642-nucleotide messenger RNA. RefSeq names its product alkaline ceramidase 1 (gene acer1). Lineage: Eukaryota; Metazoa; Chordata; Actinopteri; Pomacentridae. The record is from RefSeq and is a predicted model, not a curated record. The transcript has 7 exons. Gene Ontology annotation, cellular component: membrane. Gene Ontology annotation, biological process: ceramide metabolic process. Gene Ontology annotation, molecular function: hydrolase activity, acting on carbon-nitrogen (but not peptide) bonds, in linear amides. Bases 669 to 1496 code for a protein of 275 amino acids.
UUAACCUGCCACUGAUUUGUUUGCAUAACGAACACUUACUAAUUUGUGACAAUCUUACUUUAUUUUCUUGCUAAUCCAUACAGUACAUGCAGCCUGACGUGCUAACUAUCAGCUUAUGUCAGUUUGCUUAUGCAAAACUUCCCUGCUGCGUUUACUGACCGUAAAAGAAAAUGGAAUAAAUGCCUCUACCUCCAGCAGAGGAUUAAAUCACACACCUCCUCCUCCACAUACCUGAUCGUCUGAACAGGCAGAUGGACCGGUUGAGCCUCCUAUCUAGGGAAGACUUGAGAUUACACAGGCGAGCACAGCAACUGCCUGUAACACCUGACCAUGGUAUCUGUUCCAAAUAUUUAUGAUACUUUAAUGACACAGUAAAAGAUCUGGAAUAGGAUGAAUACAUUCAGACUGACUGCUGAGGUGCAGAUUGUAGAGAUCACAGCCUUUUAAAACACCUUCAGUGGCAUCAGUGUUUUGUCGCAUAUUACAGAUUUUUUUUCUUCUCCAAUCUGGAGUUCAUUCGUGAUGACGUAUUGACUCAACGAUGUGUGACCGUUCGGCGGUGACGUCACGGUCCCGUGCAACAGGACGGUCUCGAUCCUCCGCCCCGUUAAAUCCACCUGUUGCACCUGCAGCCGCACCGACACACCGAGAGGUUGGAACAGAGCAGCAUGGGAGGUGUUUAUUCUCUGGAGAGGAUGGCAGGAGUUUUCUCCUAUGAGAGCUCAGAAAUCGACUGGUGUGAAGACAACUACAAACACUCCGAGCAUGUGGUCGAGUACUUCAACACUAUGAGCAGCUUUGUCUUCUUCAUCAUAUCUCCCAUCAUGCUCUACCUUCUGCACCCUUAUGCCAAAGAGAGGAACCUGGCCAUCCACCUGGUCUGGAUCAUGAUGAUUUUUGUAGGGCUUUUCUCAGCGUACUUCCACAUGACUCUUAGCUUCGUAGGCCAGAUGUUGGAUGAGCUGUCCAUCCUGUGGGUGUUGGCAGUUGGAUAUGCUGUCUGGUUCCCUCGCAAACUCUUCCCUUCGUUUAUAAAAGACAGGUCCACGUUUUCAAGGCUCGUCUUGGUGAUCACCAUCAUCAGCUCGGUGUCAUCCUUCGUCAAACCCACGGUCAACGCCUACGCUUUAAACUGCUUCGGCCUCCAUCUGCUUUACACUCUGUUUCUGGAGAUGAGAUGCUGCACUGACCAGAAGGUUCUGCGUCUCGCCAAGCUGUCGGUUGCUCUGUGGGGGCUCGCCAUCUCCUGCUGGCUUAGUGACCGUUUUGGCUGCAGUUUCUGGCAGCAGCUGAACUUCUGCUACCUCCACGGUAUCUGGCACAUACUGAUUGUGGUAGCUGUGGCCUAUGGCAGCACUCUGAUAGCUUACCUGGAUGCCAACUACGAGAUACCGUACUCGCUGCCUGGACUGCAGUACUGGCCCUGUGAUAAAUGGGCUGUUGGAUUACCUCACAUUGUCCUGAAAGGCACUACCAAGACUCUCAAACGGUGCUAGCAAAGUUAACAAGAGACUUGAUCCUAGCAGAGCGUUUCUGCUGGUUCACUCAGCUACUGGAGUUUGUGAAGGGCAAGUCACCAAAAUGAUCUUAUCAGCUCACAUAUCUCACUUUACAAACUGAAUCUGUGAUCCAAAAGUACGUCCCCAUCACCAAAACUCAAAUCACAGCAGUCUAAAAUCAACACUCAGACCAACACCCGACAAAACAAAAUCUAACAUGCUGGUUUUCUGAUCCUACAACAGGUUAUAUCUAAACCAUGGAUGACUUACAUAUGUUUACAUUUGCUUUGUUUUAAACAGAACGAUGCAAUGAGGAUCCUCCUGAUAAGAACAGGUGGGAGAUGCAAUAGUUAGAUUUAGUUAGAUUUGGGGUAAAUGGUGGAUGCUUUCAGCCAGGAAGGAGGCAAUAAUUUCUGCAUUUCAAUAUUUAUAGUGUUGUUCACAUAAAAAGGGACAGAAAUAUUUGUGUCAGUAAUGACAAAUGAGAGUUUACGACAGAUCUGUGAGUCCUUUAGCUUGGUUAAAGUAGAGAUGGCGCACAGGGUUUUAAUGAGAUGAUCAGUGUACAAAUACAAAUGCAUACAUAAGUAUGUUAACAGAACUGUGAAAGUUCAAUCUACUGUUUAAAUACCUUUGGAGGGCACUUUGUAAAUGUCUACACAUAUUUAUAUAUGUAUACAGUUAAAUCCAUGUGCACGUACCACAUGGAUCAAGAGAUUCUUAAUUAGAAAACACAAAAAUCUGAAGCUGACACAUUAAGCACCGAAUGGGUUUAUUGGGGCUCUUUGUGUUAUAAUUCAACCUUGUAGUAUGCCAACACUGAAGUAGACUCACAGCUAAAACAAACUAAUUUCUUUAACCUAAACAUCCCACUUGAAACACAGUAGUAGUAGUAUAUGCAUACAUGGCCACAUUGAUGUUUUUUUUAUCCAUUAGGUUCAUACUUCACACAGUGGCAAAGAAGGAGCAUUAGAAAAUAUUACACUAAUGUAUAUAUUUAUGCUUAGUUUGUCUUUUCAAGACACAAUUAAGUAUUUUUGUUAACUUUUAACUACAUUUUUAUGGGAAAACCUAUUUAAUUAUUUUGAUUUAAACAAUUACAAUAAAAUAAGUACUGUUAGAAACCAAGACAGAUGACUGCUCAUAGAUAAAGUUGACUGAUUUUGAACUUCUGUGGAAGUGUGCAAAAUGAAGUGUGCAUUCACUGACAGACAUUUCUCAGGUUCUAAGAUGAUGACACCAAAUGUUAAGAGUUUGCAGAUACUGAAUGGUUUUAUAAAAUGUGUGCAGAUCUCUGAAUGACUGACAAAAUGAAAGAAAUUGUGUUGUUUAAGAGUUUGGAUGAUGUAAGUGUUCUUUGUAUAAAUCUGAUGCUGUUGUGUUUUUUUAAGGCUAUGAAUGCACUUUUGUUUCAAAAUGUAUUGACAUACUGUACGUUUUCUUACAAUGACACGAUUAUUUUCCUGUUCCUGCUGUUUUUCUGCAGUGGAAUGUUUCUUGGAAUGAAGCACUACAGAGAAAUAUGUUUACAUAUGGUUUCAAAAUAUGCACUCUGUCCUCAGGGCCGGUAUGAACUGAACUGAGUUUCACCUCAGGUUAAACUAGUACUAACACUGACAUUUCAGUAGCAUAUCUAUCAGGUAUUUUUUCUGGUCUGUUUUUCUGGGAAAGUAGUGUUGAUGCAUUCCGGACCUUUGAAAUAUGACUCUAGAGUUCAUCUGAAUGACCGACCAACCAACAAUCCCAAAUCUACUUCUUUUGUAUGGCUGACCAUAAUUCACCAAAGUGACCUUUUUGCUGAAUUUGGUGAUGUUUUGAGAAUAUUCAGGGACGUUGUACCUCCAUUCACAUGAUCUUUCCCAAAGAACACAAUGGAUACAACAAUAGAUCCUUUACGCAAAAUGCACAGGUGUUCAACAGUGACCUCCUGUGGGUGAAGAGACACUUAACAGUCCAUUAUCUCCUGACAGAACUGGCGUUUUCCCUCCUUUAGCUCCAGAUCUAUGGCAAUCAGGAUUUAAAGGACAACACAAAAUAUGUAUAUAUGUUUGAUUCAGUACAUUACGGUUACUUUUUAAAACUCUAUUUGGUGAAAUACUGGAUUCCUCCCCUGUUUUGGACCAAUAAAAUCCGUCGAAUGGAA